AUGUCCCGUCCUGAGCAUGCGCACUGCGUCAUCGCCACACGCCGACAACCACAACACCCCCCCCCCCCCGCCGCUGCGUUUCCAGGGAGGAAUCCGCGCUCGGGCUCUUGCUUAGCCCCGCCCCCUUUCCUUUCCCCUCUGGCGGCGAGGCCUCAGCGUUCUAAAAACCCCCGCAUUCCCGCCUUCGUCGCUCCCCUGUGAUGUCACAAGGCCGCGACUCGCAGAGGAGCGCGUUUUCCCAUCACGGCGGCGGCGACGGCGGCAGCGCUGAGGGCUCGCCGAGCUCCGCGGGGCGCCCGUUUUUCGCGCCGCCCUUCAGCGGGGAUGGGCUGAAGAGAGGCAAAUACUGGGCGGGCGGGCGGUUCGCGUCUCCGUGAAACACCCCGGAGCGACGGGAGGCCUGUUUGGUAUGGGGCGUUGCCAUGGAAACCGUGAUGGGGGGGGAGUUGUGCGCCAGGCGUUAUGGAGGGCCACCCUAGAAGCUCUUCCCGCCUUCUUCGUUCUAGGUGGUAUGGGGGCCUCUCAGGGUGGUGCUGGGUUGGCACUCAGCACAGGCUGAAUUGGAGCCCUGGUGUUAUAUCCUAGUGAGCCCUGGCUCCUUUUAAGCCCCAUUAACUGUCCCUUCUUUUUUUAAAAAAGUAGGGUCUGUUUUGGGGGGGGCAGGGGCUCACUUUGGUAAUAUGAAGGAUGGAGACCAAAAGGAGGCAGCUUUUUUCGGGGGGGACACACACAAGGAGCCCCUGUGUUGCUUUGACUGUAUGCUUUAUAUUUGACUUUUUAAUAUAUAUAUAUAUAUAUAUAUAUACAGUAUUUAUUGCUUUAAAAUAGAUACAUUUAUGCCAGGAAAGCAAACCAACCAACAAACAUACAAUCAAAUAAACAAACUAUAAAUUGACAAACAGACAAUAGCAAUAUAUGAAACAACACAAUUCUUAUAGCUAACAUUAUUUGUACUCCCAAUGAUGUGAAUGAUUGUAAAACUUGUAAAACAAGAAAUUACUUCCAAUUAGUCUCGCUGUACUUUAUCUGUUGAUUGUCUUAUACCGCACAGUUACAUAUUUCUUAUAUAGCUUCUGUUAACUUCCCUACAAGCUUAUAUUUAUACAAUGCAAGGUUCAGUCUAAUUCUGCCAAGAAGUUUCCUUUUAUAUCGUAAUUUUUAAAGUAUUCUUUAAAAAUUAUCCAAUCCUUAUAGACUAUUUGUUUUGUUUGGCCUCUUAUCCUUCCUGUCGUCUUUGCUAGCUGCAGGUAUUCUACCAUUAGGAUUUGCCAAUCGCCGUGUUAGGUAUUGCUGUAUUUUUUACUUUCUUCAGUAAUGUUUAAUUCUGGAUUGUUUUAUUGAUGUUUUAAUGUGCUGUAAACCGCUUUGCGGUUUUUCUUAAAAAUAUAAAGCAGCAUAGAAAUGAAAUUAGUAAUAAUAAUAAUAAUAAUAAUAAUAUGGUACCGUGAGCAAGGAGGGCAAACUUCUCCCCCACCCAUUUCUUUCAUGACAAUUCAUUUGGGUACCGUUGCUUUUGAAAUGGAUUAUCUCCGUAGGCGCCCGUAUAAAUGCAGGUAUGGUUAUUGGGGUAUAGAUAUAGGUAGGGUUGUUGAGGGUUCGUGGCUCCAUUCGAAUAUUAAAAAUAUCGUAGAGAUACCGAAAUUUUGAAAUGUAGAGGGUCCAUGGCUUGACUUUUGAAGAACAGGGGUCCCACAGUACUUAGCUAAUUGGGAACCACUGAUCAAGACGUUUAAUGCACAGUUGGUAAGGAUGUUGCAUUAAUAAAGUAAUUGAAACUUUAUUUCAGUAGGGAGAAGAUCAUUAAUUAUUCUCUUUUUGCUUUUCCAAGCAGCGUAA
Molecule: messenger RNA, 1836 nt
Organism: Podarcis lilfordi (Lilford's wall lizard)
Lineage: Eukaryota; Metazoa; Chordata; Lepidosauria; Squamata; Lacertidae
Source: the annotation of a GenBank genome assembly